AUGGAUUAUGAUUACGAACCUUAUCAGCCACCUUACUCGCCCGCACCCUCUACAAUACCACCGGCUCCCAGUAGAACGCCGCCACCAAAUUCAUUUGCACCACCAAACCCUUCCACCGCGAUCUUUAACGCAAUAAUACAAAACAACGUCGGACUACUUAGCUCUAUACUAAGUAAAACCUUUUUUGACCUGAAUAAUUUACGAAAUCGGGAUGGCAAGACACCUUUAAUGGUUGCUGCUUCCGAAAAUUGCAUCGAUAUAGUUCGUUAUUUAUCGAAUAUUCAAAGUGUUAAUUUGAACUUGCAAGAUAACGACGGUGAAUCUGCAUUAUAUCAAGCUGCCUCCAAUAAUUGCAUAGAGUCUGUAGAAAUUUUAAUUAGCGCAGGCGCAUACAUCGAGUCUAGUAAUAAGGAAAAUAUCACGCCACUUAUUAUAGCUGCCUAUAAUGGUAAUGCUAUCGUAUGCACUAUAUUAUUAGACCAAGGUCACGCUAAUGUAAAUCAGCAAGAUAAUACAAAUAAGACUGCGCUUACCUUAGCUGCAUAUGAAGGUCAUUCUGAAGUUGUUGAAGUGUUGUUGGCUAGAGGUGCCAACGUGGAUCUAACCGAUCAGUUUGGUUGGACCGCAUUGAUGCUCGCUGCAUACUCAAAUCGCUAUGAAGCAUGCCAGAAAUUAUUAAUGCAUAACGCUGAUAAACAUGUUGCGACAAAUAAUGGCAAAACUGCGGUCGCGCUUGCACGUGAAGCAGGUCAUUUCAAUGUAGCUGAUAUGAUUGAGAAUUUUGGAACAGAUCCUUUAGAAACACCUUAUGGAAUGCCAUUUUCACCGAAUAACUAUAAUAAUAAUCCUCCGAGUCAUCAAGCUAAUUAUUAUAAUAAUGCGCCUCAAAAUCAACACAUACCCCCUCAAGAUAUAUCUGACGAUAAUUUAUACAGAGAUCCUUAUUCUGUUAGAGGUCAUAUGAUGCCACUUGAACGUAGAGACACAAGACGCGUCGCACUUCAAUCUAGGAAUGUGGAAAGACGUCGAUCAGAGUACUAUAAUCUCAAUGCUAAUAAAGUAGGACCUCAUGCUGGUGAGCUCAGAACAGCACCUCAUGUAAAACAGGAUAUGGUACCAAGAGAUGAUGGAUCGCCUUGGGUUAUUUUUUCAUUAAUAGUCACUGGAUGUUUUUGUAAUCCUUGUUUGUCAAGCAUCGGUAAGAUGAAAGAUCCAAACCUUCGACAAGCUUGGCGAGAGAAAGUAGCACUUUGCAUUAUUAUUCUUCUUAUUUCUGCCUUUAUGGGAUUCUUGACCUUUGGAUUAUCAACAAUAGCCUGUCAGAAAAAAGUGCCUCUUUACCCUCAAGAUAUUCUACGAUUGUAUGGACCACAAGUUCCUGGACAAAAGGUCCAUAUCAUUCGUGGUAAACUUUACGAUACUGGCGUCUAUUUCUUGUCUGGCGAGCAUAGACCUAUUGCUCCUUUAAGUGACGCCGACUUGAACCCAAUCAUUACACCAUUAUUUGGUAGCGAAAUAAAAGAUUUCUUUCCACCUAAUUACAAAGGUCUGGGGUGCCAAAGUGAGCCCAAGAAUACUGUAUGUCAACAAGGAGAUCCAAAAUAUCAUUGUCAUACAUCUCUUGCUUCUCAACGAAAGUUAGAUACCCUCUUUAUGCAUCUGUUCGUCGGAUUUACCUGGGAAAAUAUAACAAACGGGGAUCGUAAAUUAUUUGUAUAUAAUGAAAAUGUCUACGAUUUGACUCAAUAUCUCGAUCCACAAAACUCUGAUUAUUGGCUCGGUGAUGGCAACACUACUCAAUGGUUACAAUCACUUGUUGGUCGAGAUGCAACUAAAGACAUUGUUCGAAGUAAUAACUCCACACAGCUUGCCAAAUGUUUCGAGCACUUUAAAGUCGGACAAAUUGAUGGUACAACGAUCGGAUGUUUCUCCACGAAUCUAGUUUUAAUUAUCAUGACUGUAAUAUUCACCGGGAUUACUUUGAUUAAAUUUGUAUCUGCCAUAACCUUUGAUUGGUUUUUAUCUCGACAAUUGGGUAAAAUUUCAAAGAAACCCAAACCGGAUAAUGCAAUCAGUCAUGUACUUUUACUGGUCACUUGUUAUUCCGAAGGCGUAGAAUCUAUGCGAACUACUCUUGAUUCAUUAGCUGGAACUGAUUAUUCGGAUAAACAUAAGUUACUUUUUGUAAUAGCAGAUGGUGAUAUUACAGGCUCUGAUAACGAUAGAUCGACUCCACAAAUCUGCAUUGAUUUACUAGAACCACAAUUUUCGGAUGCUGGAGAACCAGAACCAAUGUCCUAUGUCGCAAUUGGUGAUGGUAUUAAACAACACAACAUGGCAAAAGUAUAUACCGGCUAUUAUAAUGUCGGAACCCAUCAUGUACCGAUGUGUUUGAUCAUUAAAUGCGGCACAGAAGAAGAAAGGAAAGGUGCGAAGGCGGGUAAUCGUGGUAAACGUGAUUCCCAAUUAAUUUUAAUGACUUGGUUAAGUCAUGUAUUCUUCAAUGAACGAUUAUCGCCGUUGGAAUUCGAUCUAUUCCAAAAGGUGCGUGGUUUGACUGGCGUGACUCCCGAUAAAUAUGAUAUGGUUUUGAUGGUGGACGCUGACACUUUGGUUAAACCGGAUAGUGUUAGUUAUAUGGUUGCUGCAAUGGAACGUGAUCCAAAAGUAAUGGGACUUUGCGGUGAAACUAAAAUUGCAAAUAAAACUGCAAGCUGGGUAGCAAUGAUUCAGGUUUUUGAAUAUUAUAUUUCUCAUCAUCUUGGAAAAUCUUUUGAAUCAAUUUUUGGUGGUGUCACAUGUUUGCCCGGUUGUUUCUGUAUGUAUCGUAUUAAAACACCAAAAUACGACGGCUCUUCAGUUCCAAUUCUAUGUAAUCCAGAUAUUGUCGAAAUGUAUUCCUCCAACACCGUCGAAACCCUACAUCAAAAGAAUCUCUUGUUGUUGGGAGAAGAUCGUUAUCUCACAACCUUGAUGUUGAGAACAUUCCCAAAACGUAAAAUGAUUUACGUACCUAAAGCUAUAUGCAAAACUGUUGUCCCUGACGAAUUCAAUGUUUUACUUUCUCAACGUCGUCGAUGGAUCAAUUCUACUAUUCAUAAUCUCAUGGAACUCAUUCUCGUCCCUCAAUUAUGUGGUAUCUUUUGCUGCUCUAUGCAAUUCGUUAUUUUCCUCGAAUUAGUGGGCACUGUGGUGUUACCAUCUUCGCUCUUGUUUAUGAUAUAUCUCGGAAUUGCUGCAGCCCAUGGUCAACCCGUAUUAUUACCAUUACUGUUUAUCGCAGCAACUUAUUUCCUUCAAGCUUUCUUGAUCGUCUUUACCUCGCACAAGCCCGUCUAUGUUCUUUGGAUGAUAGUUUUUAUAUUUGCAAUGCCCAUUUGGAAUUUCCUUUUGCCUAUAUACGCUUUCUGGCAUUUUGACGAUUUCUCAUGGGGUGCAACUCGUAAGAUUGCAGGUGUUGAUAAUGGCCAUGGAGAUGGAGGUGGCAAUGUAUUUGAUCCAAAAAGCAUUCCAAUGAAGACUUGGGACGAAUGGUUGCUUGACAACAAGACAAAAGAAUUACCAGUAUAUUCGCCAUCAUCGAAACCGGUGUCCGAUAACAAGCAGAAUAAUUUUGGAUCGCCUAGCCCAAGGAUGAUGGACAAAAAUGAAUAUAACAAUUAUAGUGGAAGGCUGAUGGGACCUAGGAGUCCUGGCGUUGGAGCAAAACAUUGA
Molecule: messenger RNA, 3714 nt
Organism: Ambispora gerdemannii
Lineage: Eukaryota; Fungi; Glomeromycota; Glomeromycetes; Archaeosporales; Ambisporaceae
Source: the annotation of a GenBank genome assembly